Vicia faba (fava bean) is the source of this 1506-nucleotide messenger RNA. Lineage: Eukaryota; Viridiplantae; Streptophyta; Magnoliopsida; Fabales; Fabaceae. The record is from the annotation of a GenBank genome assembly.
AUGUCUGGGGCCAUAGACAUGGAUCACGUCGGUUUCUCGAAACCCAAAUCAUCUCCGGCCACCGAUCACGGCCGCGGCAAGAAAACCGCUUCAAUUUCAAUGGAUCAUGUUCUUUUGGCUUUACGUGAGACUAAAGAAGAAAGGGAUCUUCGUAUUCGGAGUUUGUUCAAUUUCUUUGACGCUACCGAUGAUGGCUACUUGGAUUAUCCUCACAUUGAAGCGGGGUUGUCUGCACUUCAGAUACCGCCGGAGUAUAAAUAUGCUAAGGAGCUUUUCAAGGUUUGUGAUGCCGAUAGAGAUGGGAGAAUCGAUUAUCAUGAUUUUAGACGGUAUAUGGAUGAUAAAGAACUUGAACUUUAUAGGAUUUUUCAAGCUAUUGAUGUUGAACAUAAUGGCUGUAUUCUGCCUGAAGAACUUUGGGAUGCACUUGUCAAGGCUGGGAUUGAAAUUGAUGAGGUGGAACUUGCACGCUUUGUUGAGCAUGUUGAUAAGGAUAAUAACGGAAUUAUCACUUUUGAAGAAUGGAGAGAUUUUCUUCUGCUUUAUCCUCAUGAAGCAACCCUUGAAAAUAUAUAUCAGCAUUGGGAGAGGGUGUGCCUUGUAGACAUCGGAGAACAAGCUGUCAUUCCGGAAGGCAUCAGCAAGCAUGUGCACAGGAGCCGAUAUUUUAUCGCCGGGGGAAUAGCAGGAGCUGCAUCUCGCACAGCAACUGCUCCUCUUGACCGUUUAAAGGUGGUAUUACAAAUUCAGACUGGAAAUGCUUCAAUUAUGCCAGCAGUAAUGAAGAUAUGGCAACGGGACGGUUUAUUAGGGUUUUUCCGAGGUAAUGGAUUGAAUGUUGUGAAGGUUGCACCAGAGAGUGCCAUCAAGUUUUACGCCUACGAAAUGCUAAAAAAUGUAAUUGGAGAUAGUCAAGGGAACAAGUCAGAUAUUGGGACUGCUGGAAGACUUUUUGCAGGUGGCAUGGCUGGUGCCAUUGCGCAGAUUGCUAUCUAUCCUCUGGAUCUAAUCAAAACUAGGUUACAAACUUGUGCUUCUGAAGGUGGAAAGGGUCCUAGGCUUGGAACACUUACCAAAGAUAUAUGGGUCCAAGAGGGACCCCGCGCUUUCUAUAGAGGGCUUGUUCCGUCUCUUCUUGGUAUGAUUCCUUAUGCAGGCAUUGAUCUCACUGCAUAUGACACCUUAAAAGAUUUAUCCAAGAAAUAUAUUAUUUAUGACAGAGAACCUGGUGCUCUAGUUCAACUCGGCUGUGGAACGGUUUCGGGAGCUCUUGGAGCUACUUGUGUCUACCCACUGCAGGUUAUUCGGACAAGGUUGCAAGCACAACCUACAAACACUUCUGGUGCUUACAAUGGAAUGUCUGAUGUUUUCUGGAAAACCCUUAAGGACGAAGGCUUUCGAGGGUUCUACAAGGGACUCAUUCCAAAUCUCCUCAAAGUUGUGCCGGCUGCAAGCAUUACUUAUAUGGUUUAUGAAAAUAUGAAGAAGAGUUUAGAUCUUGAAUAG